AAGCAACGAACGCAGGUCCGAAUUGAAAUCGCCCAGGCCGCUUAGUUCGCAAGUCCGAACUUGCGUCCACCCAAUAAUUCAAAUCUAAGAGCUGAAAAAAGGACAACGAUAAUGGGCACGCCAUUUAUCUCGCUCCUCGAGCCGACGCCUCUCGCGUGGGAGCGCGCCCUCCCGCCGGAAGAGCAGCCAAAUGCGGCCUCGAUCCCGCGCACCUUUCUCGACGCCAUGACGGUCCGAUCACAAGUCUUCGUCCAGGAGCAAAACAUCCCGCAGUCCAACGAGUUUGACUCCGAUGACCCGCGGUGUGCCCACUGGGUCAUUUAUGCGUCGGUGAACAAGACCAUCACCCCGGCCGUCACCGACCCGUCGACGGGCGAGGUCGUCCGCCCGCGCCAGAGCGAGACCCAGUCCGUGCCGAUCGGCACCGUGCGCCUGGUGCCCUUCCCGCACCCGCACCAUCCGCUCAACGGGGGCGUCUACGUCGACGGCGAGCUGGUCGGCAUCAACAGCGCCCCCCCGGAAGAAGGGAAAGACGGCUCGCCAGCAGCCACGCCCGUCGAGGCCGGCUCCACAACUGCUCCUGUCACCAAACCGACAUUUAGCCCCGACCGCUCUACAACCUUCCACGACGGCGUCGAGCCCUACGUCAAGCUCGGCCGGCUCGCGGUGAUCAAAGAAUUCCGUGGCCGCGGCAUCGCCCAGCAGCUGGUGCACACGGCCAUCGACUGGAUACGCACGCAUCCGUCCUACUUCGACCCUAGCCCGGCCGAGCACGGGUUCGAACACCUGGGUAUGGAGCGCGGCGGGGCGCUGCCGCGCUGGAACGGACUGAUCUGUUGCCACGCGCAGGAGGGCGCCGUCAAGGUGUGGGAGAAAUGCGGGUUUCGGAUGGACGAGGGGAUGGGGAGGUGGUUUGAGGAGGGGAUCCCGCAUGUAGGAAUGUUUCUAAGGGUGGAGGUUGAGCCAGAGGUGAAGGGGAUUUGAAGGAAACGCGGCCGGGAAUUCCACGUGUUUCGUGCAUCUUCUCCUCGUUCUUACAUAGACUUUUGAUGGUUUGUCAUGGAAGGCUGGAGUUAUUGAUACCAGGGUUCCUCUGUCACUGUUUUGAGCAUGCCAG
Messenger RNA from Thermothelomyces thermophilus ATCC 42464, 1117 nucleotides. RefSeq lists its product as uncharacterized. Lineage: Eukaryota; Fungi; Ascomycota; Sordariomycetes; Sordariales; Chaetomiaceae. Gene Ontology annotation, cellular component: endoplasmic reticulum; Golgi apparatus; endoplasmic reticulum-Golgi intermediate compartment. Gene Ontology annotation, biological process: UDP-N-acetylglucosamine biosynthetic process. Gene Ontology annotation, molecular function: glucosamine 6-phosphate N-acetyltransferase activity; monosaccharide binding. The record is from RefSeq and is a predicted model, not a curated record. Bases 112 to 984 code for a protein of 290 amino acids. The transcript has a single exon.